Pipistrellus nathusii (Nathusius's pipistrelle) is the source of this 2781-nucleotide messenger RNA. NCBI's taxonomy places the organism in Eukaryota, Metazoa, Chordata, Mammalia, Chiroptera, Vespertilionidae. The record is from the annotation of a GenBank genome assembly.
AUGGAUAUGUUUCCUCUCACCUGGCUUUUCCUAGCCCUCUACUUUUCAGGACGAGGAGUGAGAGGCCAACCAGACCCACCCUGUGGCGGUCGUUUGAAUUCCAAAGAUGCUGGCUACAUCACCUCGCCAGGGUACCCCCAGGACUACCCGUCCCACCAGAACUGCGAGUGGAUUGUUUACGCGCCCGAACCCAACCAGAAGAUUGUCCUCAACUUCAACCCGCACUUCGAAAUCGAGAAGCAUGACUGCAAGUAUGACUUCAUCGAGAUCCGGGAUGGGGACAGCGAGGCUGGGGACCUUCUGGGGAAGCACUGUGGGAACAUCGCUCCGCCCACCAUCAUCUCCUCGGGCUCCGUGCUCUUCAUCAAGUUCACCUCCGACUACGCCCGGCAGGGCGCCGGCUUCUCCCUGCGCUACGAGAUCUUCAAGACAGGCUCUGAAGAUUGUUCAAAAAACUUCACCAGCCCCAACGGGACCAUUGAGUCCCCCGGGUUCCCCGAGAAGUACCCGCACAACCUGGACUGCACCUUCACCAUCCUGGCCAAACCCAAGAUGGAGAUCGUCCUGCAGUUUCUGACCUUUGACCUGGAGCAUGACCCCUUGCAGGUGGGGGAAGGAGACUGCAAAUACGACUGGCUGGACAUCUGGGACGGCAUCCCCCAUGUGGGUCCCCUGAUCGGCAAGUACUGUGGGACCAAAACACCCUCGGAACUACGUUCGUCGACAGGGAUCCUCUCUCUGACCUUUCACACGGACAUGGCGGUGGCCAAGGAUGGCUUCUCCGCCCGCUACCACCUGGUCCACCAAGAACCGCUCGAGAACUUUCAGUGCAAUGUCCCUCUGGGAAUGGAGUCCGGCAGGAUUGCUAAUGAGCAGAUCAGUGCCUCCUCUACCUACUCCGACGGGAGGUGGAGACCUCAGCAAAGCCGGCUCCAUGGGGAUGACAACGGCUGGACACCCAACUUGGAUUCCAACAAGGAGUAUCUCCAGGUGGACCUGCGCUUUCUGACCAUGCUCACGGCCAUCGCCACGCAGGGGGCGAUUUCCAGGGAGACCCAGAACGGCUAUUACGUCAAAUCCUACAAGCUGGAAGUCAGCACGAAUGGUGAAGACUGGAUGGUGUACCGGCAUGGCAAAAACCACAAGGUAUUCCAGGGCAACAGCGACGCCACGGAGGUGGUUCUGAACAGGCUGCACACGCCGCUGCUCACGAGGUUCGUCCGGGUCCGCCCUCAGACCUGGCACGCGGGCAUUGCCCUCAGGCUGGAGCUCUUCGGCUGCCGGGUCACAGACGCCCCCUGCUCCAACAUGCUGGGCAUGCUCUCAGGCCUCAUCACGGACACGCAGAUCUCUGCCUCCUCCACCCGCGAGUACCUCUGGAGCCCCGGCGCCGCCCGCUUGGUCAGCAGCCGCUCGGGCUGGUUCCCCCGCAUCCCACAGGCCCAGCCAGGGGAGGAGUGGCUGCAGGUGGACCUGGGAGCGCCCAAGACCGUGAAGGGCGUCAUUGUCCAGGGGGCGCGAGGAGGGGACAGCAUCACUGCCGUGGAGGCCCGGGCCUUUGUGCGCAAGUUCAAGGUCUCCUACAGCCUGAACGGCAAGGACUGGGAGUACAUCCCCGACCCCAGGACUCAGCAGCCAAAGCUGUUUGAAGGGAACAUGCACUACGACACCCCUGACAUCCGAAGGUUCGACCCCGUCCCUGCGCAGUACGUGCGGGUGUACCCCGAGAGGUGGUCGCCGGCGGGAAUUGGGAUGCGGCUGGAGGUGCUUGGCUGUGACUGGACAGAUGCAAAGCCCACCGUGGAGACACUGGGACCCACCGUGAGGGGCGAAGAGACCACCACCCCAUAUCCCAUUGACGAGGAGGCCACGGAGUGCGGGGAGAACUGCAGCUUUGAGGACGACAAAGAUUUGCAGCUCCCCUCAGGAUUCAACUGCAACUUCGACUUCCCCGAGGAGGCCUGCGGCUGGAUGUACGACCACGCCAAGUGGCUGCGGAGCACCUGGGCCAGCAGCACCAGCCCCGACGACCGCACGUUCCCUGAUGACAGGAACUUCCUGCGGCUGCAGAGCGACGGGCGCAGAGAGGGCCAGUAUGGGCGGCUCAUCAGCCCGCCCGUGCACCUGCCCCAGAGCCCCGUGUGCAUGGAGUUCCAGUACCAGGCCACCGGCGGCCGCGGGGUGGCGCUGCAGGUGGUGCGCGAAGCCAGCCAGGAGAGCAAGCUCCUCUGGGUCAUCCGCGAGGACCAGGGCGGCGAGUGGAAGCACGGGCGCAUCAUCCUGCCCAGCUACGACAUGGAGUACCAGAUCGUGUUCGAGGGAGUCAUAGGGAAAGGACGCUCCGGAGAGAUUGCCAUCGAUGACAUCCGGAUAAGCACCGACGUCCCGCUGGAGAACUGCAUGGAACCCAUCUCAGCUUUUGCAGUGGACAUCCCAGAAGUACAUGGGAGAGAGGGCUAUGAAGAUGAAAUUGUUGAUGAGUACGAAGUGGACUGGAGCAACUCCUCCUCCUCCACCUCUGGGUCCAGCACCCCGGAGGCCGACAAAGAGAAGAGCUGGCUCUACACGCUGGAUCCCAUCCUCAUCACCAUCAUCGCCAUGAGCUCGCUGGGCGUCCUUCUGGGGGCCACGUGCGCCGGGCUCCUGCUCUACUGCACCUGCUCCUACUCGGGCCUGAGCUCCCGCAGCUGCACCACGCUCGAGAACUACAACUUUGAGCUCUACGACGGCCUCAAGCACAAGGUCAAGAUGAACCACCAGAAGUGCUGCUCUGAGGCCUGA